AGACAGUCGCCUGUUGCGCGCGUAAAUUUUCGCACGAGCCAUUGUUGUUGUUGCACGUUUUUAGGAGGAGACGCUUUUACAGCUCACUUUGUUUACAAUAAGGUAGUGUUUGACGAACGGCUUCAUCGGAAAGCUGUAGGAGUUGUAUUGAUUUUCGUCGGGCAGAUCUUGAUAUAUCGGUGUCGAGAAGAUGGUUCGAACAAAGGCCGAUGCUGCUGUGAGAGUUGCUGCUGGAGGUAAAGCACCGAAGAAAACUGCCAAUCGCGCGCCACAAAGUCCAGCGCCGAGUUCUGACAAAGGAGGUAAAGACAAUCUUCCUGGUAAUCGAUACUGUCCUCGAGAGACACCAGCUUGGCAGAAGAAGAUAACGUUCUUUUAUAAUAAAAAUGAUGAUGAAAUGAAUGAAUCUAGUUCGUCACAAGCUAACGAUGCAGAUGAAAAACAAAAUAGUAGUGGAGAAGAAAUGAAAAAGAAUAAGCCACUUGAUGAUUCUAAUGAAAUGGAUGUAAAGGAAUCAGACAGGUCUCCCAGUAAAACAAAAGUCAUCAAAACAGAAGAUUGCGAUGAUGAUAAUGAAACUGAGGAGGAUGAAUGUAUGGAAAUGGAUGAAUAAGAGAAAUGCUGUGCAUUAAUAUGUUCAAGUUGUAUUGUUACCGUAUCAUUUUUUACAAAUCACAGACUGGUUCUAGUAUAUAAAUAUUGUUAACUAAAUACUAUUAUAAGAGACAAUUAGAACUUAAGUUUGUAGAGAAGAAUGAAAUUUUAGAAUCCAGUAACUUAAAUUUUAUCAAUAAAAUAAUAAGCUAAUUUUUAACAGCAUUUAAGUGUAUAUUAUCUCUAAGUUUAGUCAUUACAAUAUCAAAUGUGUUACACUUUUUUACUAAUAUGUAACUUUUUGUAAAAGCUUCAUGUAGUAUAAGAGAACUGUGAUUUACAUUGAAAUAUAAAUAUAGUUUUUUCUUAUA
Molecule: messenger RNA, 965 nt
Organism: Nasonia vitripennis (jewel wasp)
Lineage: Eukaryota; Metazoa; Arthropoda; Insecta; Hymenoptera; Pteromalidae
Product: PCNA-associated factor
Exons: 4
Coding region: 191-613 (140 amino acids)
Biological process (GO): regulation of cell cycle; translesion synthesis
Cellular component (GO): nucleus
Molecular function (GO): chromatin binding
Source: RefSeq, a predicted model, not a curated record